UUUCCUUGGAGCCAAGUGGCCACAAGCUGCCACCGAAGGGACCAGGGAGUGCACAGCAGAACUGAGUAGCUAGAACUAGGGGGUCAAGGGUUUUUGUAGCAUUAUGCCGUUGAGGAGAAAAAUACGACCAAUUUCUGCUUCAGGGAAGUUAGAAACAUCCACACUGAGCAGCCUUCUGAAUGAUCUGAGAGAGGCGGCAGCAACAACAGACCCUUUGUUUCGUCGGGCUCAGACUUCAUUAGGAGCCCACAGGCUGCAAGCCACAUCUCCAGUUUCAGAAGGUCAGAAGGAGGUUCCCCAGCUUCCAGAAUGGCUGAUGAAAGAGAUGUUGAAAGGACAACAGAGGAGUCAUUCCAUCGGACUCAUGGAAAACAUAUCGGAGAGUGGAAGUUUUCGUCAUCGUGUUGAUUCCUCCAGAAGUCAAUGGAAAAGAAAGAUCGAGGAACAGGUAACUCUUGAACAGCUUCAGAAGAUACACGCAGCUUUUCAGGAAUUAGAAAUUAAUCGAUAUAAAUCUUUGGAUCUGGAAAACUUCAAGCACAUAUUCAAGAAAUGCAUGGGAUCACAGAAUGUAAAUGAUGAACAAUUAGAAGAACUUUUCAUGAAAAUUGACUAUUCUGCAACUGGCAGAAUUAAGUGGCAUGAUUUCUGCACCUACAUGCAUCUGGAAUAUGCUGAACAGGACAGAUUCUCCAGUCGUCUGAAAAGAGUUGACUUCUCACUUCCAGCGGAAAUAAAGGAGAUCCCACAUGGAGAACCUGUCCUACACAUUUGCUCACUGUCAGACAGCACACUCAUAACAGCCAGAGAAGAUGGAAAUAUUUCCUUCUGGUCACCAGAGCUCAAGCUAAAACGAAGCAAGAUGGUUUUCGAUAACACUCACAAAAGAUCGAAAUGGCUUAUGGAUUUCACUGUUAUGAUUCCGUACAAUAAAUUAAUACUGGCAACUGGGGAUCGUGAACUUCAGCUGUAUGAAAGCUCCAACUUUGAGCCCUACCUUCAGAUCAGCAACUUGGAGGCAAUACCUUUGAAUGUGGAUUACUGCUACACAGGUCAUGAUGAAUGUCUAAUCCUUUAUGGAGAUGACCAGCUGAAUUACUAUGAUUCUUUGAAAGCAGUGAUUUCUUCUUCAAGCCAUGAACCCACAGCACUAGUAAUAGGCUGUGUUGUGGGUGCCACCAAUGUGGAGGAACAGAUGAAAGAAGUCAGAGAGCCCCAGAAAGAUUCCAAAACCAGGAAAGUGCAGGCAAUUCUAGGAGCCCCUUCCCAUAGAGCUGAAGGAGGCCAGACUGUUUUUCGAAUUCACAAAGGAGUGAAAACAUUUGCAUUCAGUAAAAAGAACAACCUCAUAGUAACUGGUGGGAUGGAUCGAAUUGUUCGGAUGUGGAAUCCAUAUAUGCCAGGAAGGCCAACUGGCAUGCUCAGAAGCCACAUGGCUCCCAUUGUCUACGUCUGCGUCUCUGAAGAGGAUAAAAUAUUUUCCGUGUCGACAGACAAUACAGUUAAGAUAUGGGACGUUGAAGACCAGACUUGCUUAUUCACAGCAUGUUCAAAAAACAACGGAAUAAACGGAGAGAUUACUGCUUGUCAUUACAUUCCAGGCACUAGGUCACUCUGUGUGGCUACAGAUAAACUGGCUGUCCUCCAUCUAAGAUCACGAUUGCCGCUUGACCCUUGUUUGGCCAUUUCUCACAAGAAACCAGUAUUGUGUUGUAAGUUCAACAAAGUGUUCCGGCAUGUUGUGAGUGGUUCAGAGGAUUCUGUGGUCAAGGUGUGGGAUCUCGAUAGUGGGAAGCUCUUGUUUGAAUUUAGCAAUGCACAUGAUAGUUCUGCAAUCACUUGCCUCACCUUUGAUCCAAGUGGAAGGAGACUGGUUACAGGUGGAAGAGAUGGUUGUCUGAAAAUAUGGAAUUACAACAAUGGACAAUGUUUGAAGAGUUUGAAAAGGGAAGGCAAAUGCAAUGAAAUCUGUGAUUGUGUCUAUGUGGAGGUGAAUAGAAACAACUAUAUCAUAGCUGUUGGAUGGGACCGAAGGAUAAACCUGUUUUAUGAUUCCACAGAUAGUCUCCAACACUUUCAGAAGCCUCAACCCCACUGGCAAGAUGAUCUAAAUCGAGGACACAAGGAAGAUAUUCUGUGUAUUGCACAGUGCCCACCCACCUUCCUUGCCACCUCCAGUUAUGAUGGUGAAAUUAUUGUUUGGAAUAUGAUGUCAGGACGCAUAUGCCACAGAUUCUGCACACCAGUUGCUACUGAGCCUGUUGACACCAAAAAUGGAAGUGUCACUCGAGUAAUCUUUCUUAAGACCCGUGCUAUGAAAUUUGAAUCGGCCUCUGCCUCUCUUGUUUCCAAUGGGCCACAAGGUUAUCUUCAUUUCUGGAGUUUGUUUGGUGGAGAUCCACUUGUGGCAAGUUUUUCACCUACUAAAGAGAAAGCUUUGAUCAGCAGCAUUGCUGUGACUGCAGAUAAUUCAUACCUGUAUGCCGCCGAUGAGGAUGGAUAUGUGUAUAUUCAUGACAUUCAAGAUUAUGCUCUUGAGAAUCCAAAGGAAACAGUACCAAAAUAUGUAAAUCAUUGGAGAGCUCAUGUAAAUCUGGUUCUCUCAUUAGAGGUUAUAGACGAAGACAACAUCUUGUUAUCCAGUUCCAUUGAUCGUACUAUUCGCCUGUGGAGCCUGAAUGGAGAAUACAUUGGAACCUUUGGCCAAGCAGAACCUUGGGAGAUCUUUACACCAGCCUCCUGGAAGCAUCCCAGAGUUCCUUAUGAAAUCCUGAUAGAUCCACAAAGUAUGCCCACCCACCCCAUGCUGGAAGAUAUGUCUUCUGACACACAGAUCACAGACCCAGAUAAAAAAACAAAGGAUGUUUCUGCCCCCAAGGAAGCAAGGCAUAAUCUCAAGGCCUUCCAAGUAAUGGUUUCUGAUGAAGACAUUAAAAAAGAAAUCAACAAGCAGUUGAACACAAAAACGGCAAGCAGAAGGUUGACAUACGAGCGAUCCAAGCUUUUAAACAGGAAGAUUCACCACGGCGGGCUGAGUACAUAUCACGCCAUCAACUAUUAUGAAAUUGAGAGUUUCACAGGUAACUGCAAAAAGCCCGAUUUAUCUGUUCUUGGCACAGACAUUUUCAGCAGCAGUUCUCAAGGAGAAGCAGAACAGUAAGAUAGUGAGAAAACCAUUAGCCACAUCUCAAGAAAAAAGAAAAGGAGGUCCGUUUGAAAGUCCUGGCAUGUGCAGAAUCAACGCCAAAAUGAUGUUGAAUAUCUAGAAAUAAGAUAGGGAUCCACUUCUGAAUGGAAAAGUGGUACUUUUGAUGUUAAGUAAUGCAGGGUCUACAUGUGACCUCUUUGAAAAGUUGUCUUUUAUGCAGUUCAUCCCUUUUUGAGCUAGAAAAUGAGUAGUCAGUGUGUCCGUAUUGGUUUUGGGAGUUGAAAAGAAAUCUGGGGUGAAGGGACUUACUUUUCUCACACCCCUUAUAAAGCAGUAAUGUUCUUAUUUAUUGUAAGUCAAACACCCUUCCAGAGCUACAUGAUCUUUACAGAUUUGUAUGUUUGAGCAGGAAAUGAGAUCAGCAUAAUUUAGGACUGAAGUGGAAAAACAGCAUUUUGUUUGGAAAUAAUGAGUUGUAGUUUGGCAUUUGGGCAGCUACAGGUUCUUGACUUCCUAUUCAACUUGAAUGGAAAUACCUUUGCAACAUGCUUCUUCGCAUCUCCAAGGUUCUGCUCCAAAGAUUCUUGACAUCAGAUGUCCUAUGCCAAUGGGAGGAAAGGGCAUUUCCUCCUGUGUGUGUUGUUUCUGACUUAUGAUGACCCUAUCCCAGGGUUUCCCUGACAAGAUUUGUUCAGAGGCAGGGCCAGCCCUAAGUAAUUUUAAAGUGUAAGCGAACAGAAUUUUGGUGCCCCUCCCAAACCAAUCACUGAAAAAUAAAAGCGUUGGAUAAGUGGAAAUGUUGGAUAAUAAGGAGGGAUUAAGGAAAAGCCUAUUAAACAUCAAAUUAGGUUAUGAUUUUACAAAUUAAGCACCAAAACAUCAUGUUAUACAACAAAUUUUACAGAAAAGGUAAGCUAUUUAUUGUGAUUUGUAUUGGUUGCUGAUGUCAAUUGAUUAUUUUUAUGUUUUUACCUUUUUAAUUAUAUUGUUUAUUUGUUAUAUGUUUUUAAUUAUGUAGCUUUGUAAUCCUUCUUUAUGCUUUGCUUGAUCCCCUUGUAAGCUGCCCUAAGUCCCUUCGGGGAGAUGGUUGUUAUUAUUUUUACAUUAUUUUUAAGCAAGAUAGUGUUCACCAUGCUAUUGUGGCAUUUAUAUUGAUUGUCCUAUAAAUGUGAAAUAAAGAAUAUGGAAAAUAAAUAAAAUGGAGCAUUUAA
Messenger RNA from Anolis carolinensis (green anole), 4359 nucleotides. RefSeq names its product WD repeat-containing protein on Y chromosome. The record is from RefSeq and is a predicted model, not a curated record. Lineage: Eukaryota; Metazoa; Chordata; Lepidosauria; Squamata; Anolidae. Gene Ontology annotation, molecular function: protein binding; calcium ion binding. Bases 104 to 3160 code for a protein of 1018 amino acids. The transcript has 28 exons.